Pararge aegeria (speckled wood butterfly) is the source of this 2015-nucleotide messenger RNA. RefSeq lists its product as uncharacterized. Gene Ontology annotation, molecular function: odorant binding; olfactory receptor activity. Gene Ontology annotation, biological process: detection of chemical stimulus involved in sensory perception of smell; sensory perception of smell. NCBI's taxonomy places the organism in Eukaryota, Metazoa, Arthropoda, Insecta, Lepidoptera, Nymphalidae. Gene Ontology annotation, cellular component: plasma membrane. The record is from RefSeq and is a predicted model, not a curated record. Bases 1 to 1980 code for a protein of 659 amino acids. The transcript has 14 exons.
AUGACAACCUCUCGUGAAAAUAACAAUCCCAAUAAAACAUCAUUGUACUUUUCCAAAGCCAGCAAACUGCUUUUACUUGGCGGAUUGUCUGGCUGCGUGAAAUGGAUCGAAAACGACUACAAAAAACCGAUAUAUAAACAUAUCCAGUCUUGUUUAACAGUUUGCAUUUUAAUAUUCGUUGGAAUGGAAGUAGGAGCUUUCAUAACUCAGACCAACUUAUCGGAGAAGCAGGCGGCCGAUCUAAUGGUUUUGGGUUUUUCUCAUCCCAUUGUCUUAAGCUACCAGUUCAUUAUAAGUUAUCAUAAGGAGAGGGUGAAGGAUCUGCUAUAUAAAUUAUGUAUAUCACUGAAGAAUGUUUACAAUGACCCUGAUCUUGAGAGGGUGAUGAUAAAAAGGGCCACGUUGUAUUCAAUAGCCUUUUUAUUGAAUAUCAGUUUUGCAUUAAUUUCUUACGGCUAUGAGGGCGUUUCACAAGCCGUUGGUACAGAUGGCACUUUUGUGGCAGUAAUUACAGCAUGGCCGGACGUCAACGAAAAAAGCACCUCAGCGUCCGUUGGCCGAAUCAUUGGCUAUUUGAUGUUUUGGGUCAGUAUGACCCGCGUUUCGGCGGUCUUCGUCCUCAUCAUCAUCACCACGGGCUGUCUGAGCUGUCAAUAUAAAAAUCUGCAAAGUUAUUUCUACAGUCUGAAUGGCAUAUUUAAAGUACAUGAGGAAGAUGGAACAGUUCGGGAAAUUGUUGAAGAAAGAUACGAGGUGGCUCUUAAAGUUGGCAUUAAAUUGCACGUUGAUACAGUAUGGUGUACCAGACAAUGUCAAGUGGUUUUCAGCAGCGUGUACAGCGCGCAGAUUAUUUUAAACGUGGCCGUGUUCUCUGUGUUAAUGUUACAAAUGGUGAACUCGGAGCAUACGUUAGCGACCACAUUUAAAAUAGUUUUCUCCACCGUCGCGCUUCUUUCAAGCACUGCUAUCCUAAUGUGUAACGCUGGAAAUAUUACGUAUGAGGCAAAUCUUCUGCCCACCGCCAUGUAUAGUUCUGGAUGGCAAAACUGUCGAGGCACGAGGUCGCAAAGGGUCCGCAAGUUAUUGGUCAUAGCUAUGACACUAGCUCAGAAACGUGCCGUUAUACGGAGCUUCGGUACCAUGGAGAUCUCGUACCGAGCGUACGUUUCGAUGGUGAAAGCAUCUUAUUCCGCUUUUUCCAUGAGUGCAUUGAUCUCUUACGGUUUCGAUGGAGCGUUGCAGGCUUUACUUCAUGAUGGAACAUUUGUAACAGUAGUAACAGCUUGGCCAGAUGUCACAGAUAAGAGCGUAGAAGCGAAUAUUGGCAGAAUUAUAGGCUACUUGUUGUGGUGGGUUUGCAUGCACCGUGUUUAUGCCGUCUUCGUACUCUUCAUAAUAACCAUGGGAUCGCUGCACUAUCAAUUCAAGAAUGUACAAAGUUAUUUCUGCAGUCUUAAUGACAUAUUCGACGAGCACGACUUUAGCGAAACGGGUCAAGAAAAUUCCGAACGAAAGUAUGAGGAAGCUCUCAAAGUCGGAAUUCAUUUACAUGCUGAUACUCUAUGGUGCACGAGACAAUGCCAAUUGGUUUGCAGCUUCGUAUACAGCGCGCAAAUUAUUGUCAACGUGGCUGUUAUGUGUGUGCUAAUGUUACAGAUGGUGAACUCGGAGCGUACGUUGGCAUCAGCGUUUACGAUAGUGUUAGCAACCGUCGCACUACUCUCCAGCACAGGCAUCUUAAUGUCCAACGCUGGAGAUAUCACUUUUGAGGCAACACUCGUACCCACAGCUAUGUAUAGUUCGGGCUGGCAGAAUUGUCGAGGGGAGAGGUCUCGAAGAGUUAGGAAGUUAAUGGUCAUAGCUAUGAAUGAAGCCCAGAAGCCUGUCAUAAUACGAAGUUUCGGAAUCAUGGAGAUCUCGUACCAGUCUUUUGUUUCGAUGGUGAAAGCAUCAUAUUCUGCAUUUUCAUUCUUAUACUAAAUAGUAGUUUUCAAAUCUGGGACUACAGCUUUUAA